AUGUCCAUCCCGGCAAGUCCGAGACUACAGACUGAAUUCCUGCACUUCUUGGAACAGAAGCUCUUGAACGUAGAGACCCAGCUGCGUGCGUCUGAGCAGGAACGCAACGAGCUACAGAUAGCACUGGCGCAAAGUGAGAGUAAGCAUGAGGCAUCCAGCAAAGCGUUGGAGGAGCUGCGUAGCAAUGCAUCAGAAGUACGUAUCCUCUUCAAUGUCAGGACCAAUGUCUCGACGAUGUUUAUACCCCUCGACCGACAGCCUGAACUCAUUGGAUCGCUCCGGAGCGAACUGACGCACGUCUAUGGCCUGCUGAGCGCAGAACGGGAACAUGGCACGGAAAUGAAACGUGUUCUUCGAGAAAUGGAAGCCAAGACGGGAACUCUUGCGAAUGAACUAGACCAAAGCAAGAUCGAAUUUGAACAGCUCAAAAGACAAGAGAGAGAAGAGCGCUUGAGGCAGGCAGCCAAGGUGAAACAAUCUGAGACAUCUGUGCACGAGAAGGACGAACAGAUCAUGGAACUGCGAAACAAGCUCGCAACCAUCGAGACAGCUCACAAGAAAGCUCUUGUAGCCCACGAAGGGGCUAUUGCCACUGAGAACCAACUGCAACGGCAACUCCGGGAUGUUUCGGCUGAGUUAAAAACCACGAAGGCGACGCUUGCAUCGUCAACUGCCAGCAAGCCUGAUACCACCCGUUACAAGCGCGACUAUGGCAAGAGCAAGGUAUUGGCAAGCGGAGAUGGAGUAUCUCCCGAACAGGUUACGAAGUUCAAAGAUAAGAUGUUGGCACUGCCUGGACCGGGUGAGACGAUCGAUUUCUCGAAUCUUGUACCCAUUGAACUGCCACUUGCCGAACGAUGGAAAAGAAUCGAGGAGCUACGCAAGAAGCAAAUAGUGAAACACCGAGAUCUCACAUCAAGCGGCUGUCUAAUGUGGCUCCCAGACUCUCAGCAUGCACUCCUGGUUUUUCCCAUAUAUAGGUACCGCUCCACUGCCCGUAUGGGUGCUAAGUGGUCGCGCUGCGAGACAACUGGCUUCGCAAAGGGUACAUACGAGCUCUUUCAUGAUUAUCAGAAGAAAUGCUACUACGUCGGCACCUACCAAGCGCUGGAGGGUCCUGGAGACAUUUGUGUUACAGAGAUCUGUGUUACAUCUUUUGUGCGAAGUGUCGCGAACCUACACAAGGCAGUGGCAGAGCAAACCGAGAUAUCUGCGCCCGAUAACAACGCGGUGGCAAUCACUCUUCCUGAAAUGUACCGGAUGGGCAUCCUGAAGACGCAACUCUGUAUAGGGUUUAAUCACCGUCUGGAUGCAGAGUUGCACCGAAAGGGCCCGCCUUUUGAUGAAGCCCUACCUGACAGUGUCCUCGAAACCGAUGGACCCAUCCAGAAGCGUAAACGACCCAGCCAGUCAAGCGGGAGCGACUCGGAAGGGAGCACGGAGGAGACAGAGGAACCGGCAUGCAAGGAGGCAAAAAUAUCCGAGUAG
Messenger RNA from Fomitopsis serialis, 1488 nucleotides. RefSeq lists its product as uncharacterized. Lineage: Eukaryota; Fungi; Basidiomycota; Agaricomycetes; Polyporales; Fomitopsidaceae. Bases 1 to 1488 code for a protein of 495 amino acids. The record is from RefSeq and is a predicted model, not a curated record. The transcript has 11 exons.